Acipenser ruthenus (sterlet) is the source of this 1740-nucleotide messenger RNA. RefSeq names its product WD repeat-containing protein 17-like. The record is from RefSeq and is a predicted model, not a curated record. Lineage: Eukaryota; Metazoa; Chordata; Actinopteri; Acipenseriformes; Acipenseridae. The transcript has 7 exons. Bases 721 to 1563 code for a protein of 280 amino acids.
GGGGGACCCCGUUCUAAAAAUAAAUAAACAAAACAAUGUACAGGGCACCUCGCCCUGUUACACUGCGCUUUAACACAUGUCGGGGAUUUUGGAAUGAGACCUGUUUGUGUUUGUCACAGGUAACUAUGAAUUAUUCUUGUUGCCCCUACCAUAUGAUGUUGUGAAUGGAAUGGCAUGCUGUUUACUAUGCCAAAAUGGCCUGGAACCCCCCUUUGGGUCGUACCACUUUUCAUUCUGCACUUCAUAACAAAUUAACUGUGUGACAAAAUAGUGCAUUAUGGGAGGAUGACAUACCGUUCUGGCCUGCUAAAAGUCAUUGUAAGCAUAGCCUAUGUCUUCAGCUGAUAGAGCUGCAAGUUGUUCAUAGGUAGGCUGCGUUGUCAUGGAAACCCUCACUUAUUUUAUAAGCAAACCACCAGGAAGCCCUAAGAACACAUUUCUGAUUAAAGACAUAUUUUUCACUCAUCAGCCUAAUUAUAUACCAGUAAACCAUUUGAUACGACUUGGUUUACACAGAUUAGAGUAUGGUAGUUCAGCAAGAUCAAUAAAUAUAAUUAAUAAAGAGCCGUUGUUGUGCAAUUAUUUUUUUUUUUUUAAACACCUGCAAUUGGGGACCACAACAAAACAACAACCAAGAUGUUGCUGAAGAUUGUACUGUUAUUAACCUUACAGUGAUUUAUUUUAUUUUUCUGUUCAGAGACCUUGCAGCACUUAUUAAAUAUGAUUCCAGAAAAUGAAUGGCUGCUUAUCAAGCUAUGUGCUUCCUACCCUGGAAACUCAGCAGAGAUUAAUGAUCUUCAUGAAAGAUGUAAUCUUCCAAGUUUAGAAGAAUGCUUAGAGUUAGCAGAAACUGCGUACAAUGGUGGAGAAAUCUUCCAGGCCGUAAAGUAUUACUUGCUGAGCCCUGAGCCACAGAAAGCCCUUCCAAUCGGCAUUCAGUUUGCUAAAGAACAAAUAAGUAGCUCUGAUUGGAACUUGGACAUGGUCUACCCUAUUCUUGACCUCCUUAGUUAUAUUCGUACAGAUCAACUGCUGCUUCACAAGUGCCCUGAAGAUUGUAACGAGUUGCUAAUAUUAUGUGGAUACAUUGGUGCUUUGUUGGCAAUCAGAAGACAGUACUCUAGUAUUGUUCCAGCACUUUAUGAAUAUACAAGCCAGCUGUUAGAAAGAGGAGAGGUGUCUGACCCUGUAACGACUGAGCAGCUCUCGGUGGAGCUGAAUACUUGGAGAUCAUGCACACAAUCUUUAAACAACCUUAGAUCCUUAGAUGAAGUGCUAUACAAUCCUCCAUCUGAAGCCCAAAAGCAAGUAUAUGAGAUAUUGCUAAACAGAAUUAAAGAAGAGCCUCUUGUAGGAAUGACUGGCCCUGAUUAUGUGACUGGCUCUAAUCUUCCAAGCCACUCAGAUGUCUAUAUCUCCUGUCUAACAGGAUCAAGGAUAGAGGGUCCUGUAUAUUUCCUCGAAGAUGGUAAAUCAGCAAUUUCAUUGAAUGAUGCUUUAAUGUGGGCAAAAGUGAAUCCUUUCUCGCCACUAGGGACAGGAAUUCGUCUCAAUCCAUUCUAAAGAAACCUUUCUGGAAUCUGCAGUUAACAGUGCCACAGGUUACUGUAAUGUCCUUAACUUAAGGACAAAUGGGUGACACACAUGUUGCAAAGUACAAAGAUAAUUUAUUAUUCAUAAUGUCAUUAACCUUGGAACAAUAAUAAGUUUUACAGACAUUGCAAAUAAACAUUACAAAAU